Molecule: messenger RNA, 1854 nt
Organism: Penicillium pulvis
Lineage: Eukaryota; Fungi; Ascomycota; Eurotiomycetes; Eurotiales; Aspergillaceae
Product: glycosyltransferase family 32 protein
Exons: 4
Coding region: 348-1430 (360 amino acids)
Biological process (GO): mannosyl-inositol phosphorylceramide biosynthetic process
Molecular function (GO): mannosyltransferase activity
Source: RefSeq, a predicted model, not a curated record
CCUCAACGACACUCCUUUUCUAUUUUAGCUUUAGUUCUUCCCCACCCGUCACUCCUUAUUACCGUUCCUUUUCUACUCUUCCCGCGUGGUCUCAACAACUUUUCCACAUCCUCAAUUGUCGCCAAUCCCGUUCAUGACCCACCGCUAAGACAACACUUCCUCCUCCCUUCGCCCCGGCGCCUUGGGCAUUUCUCCAGUGGUUCUGCUUAUCUCGCAGCCUCGGAGCUCCCUAAGACUUUCGAUACGACUACGACCUUCUUCACGAUCCCAAAUUCUUGAGUAAUUUACAAUUUGUCGCCUUUGUACUCCUUGCUAAGCGGACGUUCAAUUCCGUCUCACAUUUCACCAUGCGGCGCGGACUUUUGAUUUUUAUCUUGGUCAACCUCAUUAUCCUAUCAUUUUUAAUUCGCAGUGUCUCGACACUCUUGUCGCUACUAGUCGAGGAUGCCGCUGCAGACGCCAUUCACCGUUCGGAACUGCCGUCGCCCAAUUCCAGCUUAAUUGAAACGCGCCCUCAGAUCAUCCCCAAGAUCAUUCACCAGACCUACAAGAACGAGACCAUUCCUGAGGUCUGGGUCGAAGCUCAGAAGAGUUGCAUUGAUCUGCACCCGGAUUAUGAGUAUAUUCUCUGGACCAACGAGAAGUCGCGCGAUUUCAUCGCUGCGGAAUACCCCUGGUUCUUGGAUACUUUCGACGGCUACAAGUACCCCAUCCAGCGCGCAGAUUCCAUUCGUUACUUCGUUCUGGCGCACUAUGGUGGCACAUACAUCGAUUUAGACGACGGUUGCAACCGUCGCCUCGACCCCCUGCUCGCCUACCCAGCUUGGGUGCGCCGCACUGUGCCUACUGGUAUCUCCAACGACGCGAUGGGCUCCGUUCCUCAACACCCCUUCUUCCUACGCACAAUUGAGUUAUUGCAACAGUACGACCGCAGCUGGCUGCUCCCCUACGUGACGGUCAUGUACACGACCGGUCCGCUUUUCUUGUCCGUGAUCUGGAAGGAGUACAUGCAAGAGAAGCCCAGUGAAUCAGCUCGUGUGCGCAUUCUGAUGCAGGACGAGUACAACCGCUUCUCCUGGAGCUUCUUUACCCACCACACUGGAAACAGCUGGCACGGAAAGGACGCGCGCUUUAUCUUUUGGAUGGGUCAACACUGGGUGUUCCUGACUAUCAUGGGCUUUGCCCUAGCAGGUGUUGUCGGAAUCUGCCUCUGGUGGACCUAUGGCCGUGUGAUGCUCCUGGGAGCCCAGUACCGUUACCGCUACACCAAGUUGCCCUCCAUUAUCAGCCCGUCCCGUCCAUCUUCUUCGCCCACCCGGCGUGCGCGACGCAUGAUGCCCACCUUGCUCCGACGGGUCAGUUUCAAGGAAGACGAAGAAUCGGCCGGCGUCACAGAGACCUCUUACGAACUCGGUCGCCGUGACGACUAAAAAGAUUCGACUUUCGUCAUCAUUUUCCUUUUGUAUUUGUUGUGUAUCGAUACGGCCUUUGACACGAUCUGCAUCAGCAUUUAUUGUACAACUUUUAUUAUUUAUUUUCGUUUGGGAGCGCAUGCAUGGUGAUCUCAAUUCCGUGGCGGGAACCGGGGUUGACGCUUUCACCUGGAGCACAUUUGGGUCUUCUGUCUUUAUUUAUUGCUGGAGAUGGGCGACCGUUCUUUUCCCGGUAGCUCUGGGCUUCUGCUUCUUUUUCUUCUUCUUUUUUGUCCCCUAUUUACCCUUAUCAAUUUGUAAACAAAGCUAGAUUAUGAUUCGUGGGGUCGGAGGACUUGCAAUUUCUGAUCUUUGCAUGGGUCUGAUAUCUCUGGGGAUUGAUGAAUAUGAAUGGCUCCUAGCAGGGCCAGUUUCAGCUGAA